Messenger RNA from Spirodela intermedia, 1482 nucleotides. NCBI's taxonomy places the organism in Eukaryota, Viridiplantae, Streptophyta, Magnoliopsida, Alismatales, Araceae. The record is from the annotation of a GenBank genome assembly.
AUGAACCUGCCGGGGUUUCGAUUCCAUCCCACAGAGGAGGAGCUCCUCGACUACUAUCUGAAGGGAGCCAUCCAGGGAAAGAAGCUCGGCAAGGAGGUCAUCGCUACCGGCAACAUCUACCGCCACGACCCGUGGGAGCUCCCCAGUGCGUAACAGAUUGCACUCUCGUUGUCUUCGCUCCUUAAGGUUUAAUAGCCGUGAAAAUCCCGAUACAAAUGCUUUUCCAGUUUUGUAAAAUGCAGUGCUAGCGAGGAACGGAGGGAGAGAGUGGUACUUCUUCGUACCAAGGGAUAAGAGGAACUCUAGCGGCGGGAGGCCAAACCGUACAACGGCACGAGGUUUCUGGAAGGCAACCGGCACGGACCGUGCCAUCCGGAGUUUAUCGGACCAAAAACGGCUGCUUGGCCUGAGGAAGACGCUGGUCUUCUACCAGGGGAGGGCGCCCCGAGGCCGCAAGACCGACUGGAUCAUGAACGAGUACCGGCUCGUCGAUGCCACUGGCUGUCCACCACCAGCAAAGGUGUGAUCUUCCUACAUUUUGAUCACCAUCAUGAACGGAAAAACUGCCGUAAAAAAUCAUGCUGUCUCCUUUCAGUCGGUUCACAAGUGUAUUCGAAAAUUUAAUGUUUGUUAUGGGGGUAUGAUAAAGGCAGCGGUAACAUUGAAAGAUUUCUGCUCAAAUCCGAUCUAAUUUGAAAUGAUAUGGGAAUUUAAGGCAAAAUAAUUGAAGACUAGAAUAAUGACCCUUAUUUUGAGCACUUUUUUUUUCCUGCAGUAACGUGGCUAUUAUCAUCUUCGAUUCGCUAAAUGUUUCUGGCUUCAGAAACAACGAACUGCCGCACAAUUUGGGUAUUGAUGCAUUGGUUAGUCUGUGACGUAAACAUGUUACCGCAGGAGGACGUAGUUCUGUGUAAGAUCUACCGCAAGGCCAAGACCAUAAAGGAGCUGAAGAGUCAGGUAGAUGCCAUGGAGGAGGAAGUUGGCCGCGCGUUGGGCUCCUUACGCCCCGCUGACGCCUCCUCCUCGUCGGCCCCCGCUGCCUCCUUAGGCCGAGGCAUCUCCCCAGAGAACCCGCCCACAAUCCCCCUGACGGAGGGAGAGAAAGAGGCCGAGGUCACGUCCGUCCCACUUCCCUCCGAACCUGCUGGGAUCGCGAAUCAGGGGUUCCUCCUGGAGCUAGAAACACCUGAGGUGCCUUCCCCGAAACUGGAGCUGGAAACGCCUGAGGUGCCUUCCCCGAAACUGGAGGUGGAAACGCUUGAGGUGCCUUCCCCGAAUUCGGAGCUCGACUGGAUGGGGAAUUACUUCUUCGAUCAGCUUCUCAUUCCUUGUGUGGACUACUGGUCUUUCUACCUCUCGAACGCCCACAAUUUCGGGGACGAUGGGGUUCUCUCUGCCCAACCCCCUAAAGAUGAUGUUGUCCCCGAUCUGAGGACACUUUUCGAGCCAAACCAGAACGGGGAAGACUUUGUAAAUUUGUGA